CCUGAUACACCCCACAAUUGCAGUAUCGUCAGAGAACUUAUAUAAACUGAAAGAUGAAUUUGUGUCAUGUGAAGCAAUACUCACUAUUUCAGUCUCAGAAAUCACAAUGAGUGCAAGUUUCUAUUUCUCCAUCAAGGGUGGACACAUCCUUUAUCCAUUGAAUGACAAAAGUGCAAGGGAGGUAGCCUGGGUGCCAGCCGAAUUUAGCCCCACCCACAACAUUUGAGGUUCUGCCUAAAAUCUGAGUAUGACGCGUCAAAAGCUACAAGGGAGGCCUAAUCAAAUUAUUAUCUGGUUGAACAAAAUUCUCUUCAGUUUCAGCCAAACCUACGUUUUGGCUGAAACCUGGAAUUUUUUAUUUUCUGGUUGCUAAUCACACUAUUUUAACAUGUUUUGAGAGGGACAGGCCCAUCUUUUUUCUGACGCACCUCACGUUACCCCAUGCAUUAAACCUAUGUCACUGCUUGAAUAAAUGAAAAACAUAGCCUACUGAACAUGGGCAUCGUCAUAGUUCACGAUGACAAUGAAAACGUUUAGCCUACUUGGUUUCUGACAGAAAUUACGUUUUGUGCUAACAUAUUGUAGAAACACAACCACGGCCUUUAUUUGGUGAACGGAGGUGCAAAUCAUCUCCUUUACUUUCUUUGGUUAUUAUAGUCUCGAUUCACUUUAACCACAAAACGUUUGGCCGUCGUCACAUUUACAAAUAUGCAAUUUACCUUCGCUAUCAGUGAUACUUUUUGCUACGAUGUGGCUAUGUUUGCCACAUUAUUUCCAAGAGGCCUUUAGACGGGCUAAUUUCUGACUUCACUAGACUAUAAUUGCAUUUGUUUAUGUUGUAAGACGUGAAGAAAUGAAGGACAUCGGCAAUAGCCAGGCUACUAUAUAGAAAUACUUUGAGUCGGAUCUGCUCCACCUUUCCACCAAGUUUUGCGGAAAUUGUGCCCGUGUUUUUUUGCGAUAUUGUUGACAGAAACUAUUUGUGUGGUGCAACCUGUUAAAUAUUAGUAGGCUAGUACAUAAACUCCAACGUGGCAAUUUAGGUUGAAACUAAACUAUGGCACUUACGUUCAGCUUAUGUACUAAUGUAAUGAAUUGUAAUGUAGCCUAACUUGUUCAAUGGGCUGAGGUGCAGUGGCUGCAGGACUAAAGCAAGCGAGAGAUGCAAGAAUGGAGAACAGCUCAUGUGCUUGCUAGAGAUUAGGCCUACAUUUUUUUUAAAGGGCCAGUAGAAAUGACCUCGCGGGCCGCCAAUUGAAGAGCCCUGGCCUAGUUGAUCCAACAAAAAGCAUCAAUUGCUUUGUAGGCUAAUAGGGCAAUAAUUUAUCACAAUAACAACGCGUUUAUUCCAUAUAGCCUAUUAUUUAUAUCACAAAUAGUCUUCUUUAUCAUGCUAUUAAGAAUGUGUUUGGAUGUUGUUGGAAUGGUUGCAUUAUAAACACAUAACGUUAGGCUCCUGUCUCGACGGCCUAUAAUCCCAGUUCACGCUCCCGGCUAAACAACUGAAAGCUUGGUGAAUUGAGUUUCACGAGGACAUUGCUGGGACAGUCUUGCCCAUAGACUGUAUAUAGAACUAUAUCUAUGGUCUUGCCUAUUAGACCAAUAUUUACAGGCCAUGUUGGGCUACUUUUCUAUCCAAACAGGCGAACUGUGGUUUAUAUUGCUGGAGAUAUAGCUGUAAGGUGUUUCGUAGUAGUUGUUUUUUUUAACGUUUUACAAUAAGGCUACUGAACCGAAAGCCAUUUUCAUUGCACGUCUUGCACCACCGGCUUCACCGUAUCGGUACGGUAGCGCCUACUGUGACAUCACGGUCGCUUCCUGCUUUAUAUCUUCCUGAAGUAGAUGCUGGUAGCUACGGAAAGCCAUGGAUUAGGGUCUAUGUUUAUGUUCCUUUGAAUUUGAUUAAGGUUGGCUUGUUUCCAGGAGACUGAAUAUACGUGAACGACAGAAAGAUAAAAUCACAAACGGAUGGAGAAUGAUGCCAGAGGGAGUGCAGUUUGACCCAUUGGUUGGCUCUGUCACCAUGUACCAGCCCAGAACCUGAUGCCCAUGCUCGCCACAUUUGUUGCCAUGGAUGCAGAGGACUACCUGCUCCCAGAAGACUCUCUGGACAGCCCAGAAUAUGGCACUCCCAGCUCUCCUCUGGCGUCCUCCAUGGAGAGUCCAAUAUUUCCCUCAAACUCUUGGGGAUUGUCCCAGCAGACUGCAUAUAGUCAGCAGUUCCCUAUGCAAUCUGAGAGGCAGUACAGCUCAACCUCUUCAACUGUGACGCCAAUGGAUGUGUUCAACUCGGCACCCUUCCAUGAUGAUUUUGACCUGACCAGGAAUGAUUUUCCUCAGGAACUCAUUGAUGAACUCUCCAACAACUCCUUGUUCUCCUCUCCACGUGACUCGCUGUCAGACUAUGGCGCAGACAGCUUGCCACACACCUCCACUGCCAUGGUGGCCUGGGGCAACAUCAACACGUCUGGCAUUAGCCAGAGAGAGAGCCUGAGCAGAACUCAUGACUUGAGUAGUCUGGACGACCUGUCAGCCAUCAUCAACACACCACCACUGGGAGGAUUCCAGCCCUCUGCUCCAGUUCCACCACCUGCAGAGGAAGAGGAGGAGGCCGAUGAAGAGGAAACAGAGGAGCUGGGCCAUGUGGACACAUACGCUGAAUACAAACCAUCCAAAUCCACCAUUGGCAUUUCCCACCCGGACUUUGUUGUGGAGACCAACACCCUGUCCAGCGUGCCCCCACCCGACGUCACCUACACCCUCUCCAUCCCCGCGAGCGCCAUCAACACUGGCAUGCUGUCUGCCCUGCAGUUGGAGGCCAUCAUCUACGCCUGCCAGCAACACGAGGUGAUUCUACAGAAUGGACAGCGAGCGGGCUUCCUGAUUGGAGAUGGGGCAGGAGUGGGAAAAGGCAGAACCGUGGCCGGCAUCAUCUUGGAGAACUACCUGAAGGGCCGCAAGAAAUCCCUCUGGUUCAGUGUUUCCAAUGACCUGAAGUAUGAUGCGGAGAGAGAUCUCAAAGACAUUGAUGCGUCCAGUUUACCCGUUCAUGCUUUAAAUAAGAUAAAGUAUGGAGACACAGCUACCUCAGAGGGGGUGCUGUUCGCCACAUACUCUGCUCUGAUUGGUGAGAGUCAGGCAGGCGGGCAGCACCGCACCAGACUCAAGCAGAUCCUGGACUGGUGCAAACCCAACUUCGAUGGAGUUAUUGUUUUUGAUGAAUGCCACAAAGCCAAAAAUGCAACAUCCACUAAAAUGGGCAAGGCUGUACUGGACCUCCAGAGCAAGCUGCCCAAGGCGAGGGUGGUGUACGCCAGUGCCACAGGUGCCUCUGAGCCAAAGAACAUGAUCUACAUGAGCCGUCUAGGGAUCUGGGGGGAGGGCACGCCCUUCAAGACCUUCGAAGACUUUCUGCAUGCCAUCGAGAAAAGGGGUGUGGGAGCCAUGGAGAUAGUUGCCAUGGACAUGAAGGUCAGCGGCAUGUACAUAGCGCGGCAGCUGAGCUUUGCGGGUGUGUCGUUCCGCAUCGAGGAGAUCGCCCUGGACAGCGAGUUCAAGCUGAUGUACAACAAAGCAGCCAGACUGUGGGCGGAGGCCUUGGCCUUGUUCCUGGGGGCGGCCAACACGUUGGGUCUGGUGUCCAGGAAGUCCCUGUGGGGACAGUUCUGGUCCUCGCACCAGCGCUUCUUCAAAUACCUCUGCAUCUCAGCCAAAGUGCGCCGGCUAGUGGAGCUGGCCAAGACGGAGCUCGAGCAAGGCAAGUGCAUUGUGAUUGGUCUUCAGUCCACGGGUGAGGCUCGCACCAGAGAGGUGCUGGACGAGAAUGAUGGGCAUUUGGACCGCUUUGUCUCUGCCGCUGAGGGUGUGUUCCAGUCGCUGGUGCAGAAGCACUUCCCCCUGGAGAAGCCCAAGAGAGACAAGCCUGCUGGGAACAAGAGGAAACGGAAGCCCCGUGGCAGGCCCCCCAAGUACCCAAAGCACAGUAAAGACAUGGUCGGCGAGGUGAUCAGCAUAAGCGACAGCAGCAGCUGCGAGUCGGACGGAAUGGAGAGCGACUCCAACUCUUCGCCCGAGUCCCCACAGGACAACGAUGACGUCAUCUUUGUCAACCACAUCAAUGGUCACACAGCCAAACUGGAGGAACUGAAGCAGGCUCUGCUCAGCAAGAUUUCUGCUUUGGGAAAGGAGCUACCCCUCAAUACCUUGGAUGAGCUGAUUGACCGCUUCGGAGGACCUGAGAUGGUGGCUGAGAUGACUGGGCGUAAGGGUCGUGUGGUUCGUCGACCUGAUGGCAGUGUGCGCUAUGAAUCACGUGCAGAGCAAGGCCUCACCAUCGAUCAUGUCAACAUGCGAGAGAAGGAGCGCUUCAUGAAUGGAGAAAAGUUGGUGGCCAUCAUCUCAGAAGCAGCGAGCUCCGGCAUCUCCCUGCAGGCGGACAAGCGAGUGAAGAACAAACUCAGGAGGGUCCACAUGACCCUGGAGCUGCCCUGGAGUGCCGACCGAGCCAUCCAGCAGUUUGGCCGCACUCAUCGUUCCAACCAGGUGACUGCGCCCGAGUACAUCUUCCUCAUCUCAGAGCUGGCAGGAGAGAGGCGCUUUGCAUCAAUCGUGGCGAAGAGACUGGAGAGCCUGGGCGCUCUGACACACGGAGACCGACGCGCCACCGAGUCCAGAGACCUGAGCAAGUUUAACUUUGAGAACAAGUAUGGAAACAAAGCUCUGGAUAAGAUCACCAAAGCCAUUCUUGGCCACAUCAAAAACACUGUCCCAGCACCCAAGGACUACCCUGGCGGUGAUGGUGUUUUCUUCAGAAACAUGAAGCAGUGCAUGAUUGAUGUGGGAAUCCUGGCCAGCAAUCCUCGUUUCGUCAUCAAUGCUGAGAAAGACUGCACCAUCACCAAGUUCCUGAACCGCAUCCUGGGCCUGGAGGUCCACCAGCAAAACUACCUGUUCCAGUACUUCACUGACAACUUUGAGCACCUCAUUGAGAAAGACAAGAAAGAAGGCAAAUAUGACAUGGGCAUCCUAGAUCUGGCUCCAGGGAACGAUGAGAUCCGUGAGGAGACCCAGGAGCGCUUCCUGACCGCAGGGAACCCGCAGGAGGGACAGGUCAUACUGUACAAGAUCAGUGUAGAUCGAGGUAUGCCAUGGGAGGAGGCAUUCAGUAAGGCCAAUACACUCACUGGAGAAGAUGAGGGCUUCUACCUCUCUCACAAGCUGCGGGGAAGCAUGCCAUGUGUACUGUUAGCAGAACAGGGGCGCGGGAGAAACCUCAUAGUCUUCAAGCCCAACAUUGGCAAGCAGGCUCACCCGGAGAGCUUGGACAACCUGCAGCUCCGCUACCGCAAGGUGACUCCAGAGGAGGCAAAGGAUUGCUGGGAAAAUCAGUUUGAGUUCUCUCUGCAGAAGUGCAGCCAUGCCCACUGGAAGGGCAAGUGUAAACAGAAGGAGCUGGGUCAUGAGUGCUGGCUGGGCAUGCGUCUAAGGCAAUACCACAUGCUCUGUGGUGCCCUGCUGCGUGUCUGGAAGCGCGUGGCCGACAUCGUUUCCGACAUCACCAACUCCAGCAUCCUGCAGAUUGUCCGACUGAAAACCAAGCACAACAGCAAGCAAGUGGGCAUCAAGAUCCCGGAGAACUGCGUUGGGCGCGUGCGCACCGAGCUCCUUCAGAUGGACGAGGAGGUGAAGCGCCAGCGGCAGGAGCGCGAGCACAGGGCCCAGGAGAAGCUGGCCACCGAGCAGCUCCUGCUCCGCCUGGCCAAGCUCCGCGCUGCCAACCCCAACGUCAACCUCCACAACCUGGCCGCCUUGUACCCCAGGGCUAGCGCUGUCGCCACCGCCUCCGCCACCGGUUCCCACCGACUCCUGCCGGCCCUGGUGAAGAAGGAGGUGGCAGAGGAUGAGGUGCUGGACCUGACCCUGAGCCCUUCGCCCUCGCCGGACAGCAGCACGGCCGAGGGGGGCGCAGACGCGGACCGCAGUCCCAGCCUGCCCGAGACGCUGAACCUGGAGGCGCUCAUCUCCCAGGAGAAGCAGCGGGAGAGGAGCAGCAGCGCCCACACACUCACCCUGCACGCACGCCAACUGCAGCAACAGCAACAGCAACAACACCAACAACACCAACACCAACAGCCGCCGCAGCAGCAGCAGCGCAGUCCUCUCCCGCCGCGCCUCCUGUCCCAGCAGAGGAGCCUGACGCCGGCGCAGGCCCAGCAGCGGCAGCAGCAGACCAGCCGCCUGCUCAUGGCCCACGCCAACCUGCACCAGCAGCUGCUGCAGCGGCCCGGGAGCCCGCUGACCAGCCACGGGCGCCCGGCCGGCACCGUGGGGCGAGGCCCCUACGCACAGUCGGCGCCGCGAGGCCCCCCGCAGACCCGGCAGCCCAGGCACACGGCCAACGCCGCCGCCGGCGCACACAAAAUGCAGCGCGCGAAUGAGAGCGCGCACAAGAUGCAGCCACUGCAGUCGGCGCCGCACACGGCUCUGUCACUGAGCGCACUCAAGCAGCAGAUCCGCACGGACACACACAACAUUCUACAGCAGCAGCGACAGCAGCAGCGGAGAGAGCUGCCUUACGCUCAGCAGGCCACAAACAGGCAGCUCCUCCCCAACACUCUGCAUGGCUCAAACACACACGCAAUGCACAUGGGCAACACACACACACAGCAGCAACAGCUGUUAAACACACAAGCAUCAAGUACCCGCUUGAUGCAACAGCAACAACAACAACGACAGCAGAUGAUCCACAACAGCCUGGGUCCGCAGCACAGCUCACACGCCCAGCCCCGAACUCUUGCUCAGACUCAGCCGCACGCCCAGGUGAACACGCAGGCGCUCUCUGUGAGCCCGCCCAUCGCGCUGGACAGCUGUCCAUCUCCCGACGACAUUCUGGACUUCCUGGACUGCUCGGCGUCCUCCUCGGUCCUGCCGCCGUCGUACUACUCGGCCGCGUCCUCGCACGCCGUCUCCUCCUCUCCCUCGCUGUCGUCCUCGUCCUCGUCUCCCAGCGUGGCCUCCUCGGCGUCGCUCUACUCCGCUGGCCUGCCUCUGCCCAUGGGCACGGGCGCCGGGUCCUCCUCCGUCUUCGUGCCCUCCUCCACCUCCUCCUCUGCUAACCUUCCCAUCCUGCCCUCCAAUCACGCCUUUCUGUCCUCCAGCAAUGUGUUCUCCUCCAACAGCAGCUCCUCCAUCCUCCCCCCGGCGCAUACUCUCCUCCCCUCCUCAGCUCACACCAACUCCUCCCACCUGGCCUCCUCCAAUCACUCGCUUAACCCCUCCCUCCUCUCUGGGGCCCACUCCCUCCCAUCCCCGCCUGACGCCUACCUCCUCUCCUCCGCCAAUCCCUCGCUCUUCUCCUCGUCCUCAUCCUCCUCAUCCUCCUCCUCUUCGUUGCCCAAUGGCCACUGCAGUAUGGACGCCUUGGACAUGUUGAGAUCUGCCGCUGGCGACCGCCAGUCUGUCAUCCAGCACAAGCCAGAGUGGGACGCCACUUAGCGUCCAGGCUGCUCACUCGUUUGGCUGACACUGUUCAUGCGCACAUCAGAACUGCUCCCCUGACCCCCCCCCCCCCCCCCCCUAAACACCUCCACCCCACCCACAUGCAGACACCGUGAGUCACUGUCGCCUCCCCAGGGCUGUCAAGUAGCGUUAUUGUUUCUGUUGUGUUUUUGUUCUGCAUCUAUAAGCUACUGUUAUGAAAUGGUGUUUUAUGUUUUUUUUUUUUGUUGUUGUUUAUUUGUUUUACUCUCUGAUGACCACAGUUGAUCUUGGCCGUGAAUGCCUAUUAUGGGCUUAUUCUCUGGGGGCAUGUUGCUGUGAAAAGUUUACCUCUGACAGAAACUUUUCUCUGCCCGUUUUCAGCAGAGGCACUAAUUUAUUCUGUACUCAGAAGCCAGAUUACAUUGAAGAAAACAUUCUUUACAACCUUCCAUGCAUCCAAGCAUAUUAAAUGUAAUCAGUAUGGUUGUAGAUCUGAUUGUAGAAAGUAUAGUUGGCUCAUCAAAAUGAAAUGCCCAGUGCAAAUUGUUGUCAAUUAUAGUGCCUCAACUACACUGUUUGGCCCUUCAUCUUCAGACUGUCGAUCAGUCACGUCACUCACGCAUGUAAGAAUACCCCUCUGCCUCUCAGAUCAAGUGCAACUGUCAGGCCAUCUGAACUAAAGAUCCAAAAUGGCUGAGGCCAUUAUAGUUGUUUGUUUGUGGCUAGAGCCUAUUGUUAUUCUUUUAUGUUUGUCAUGGGGAAGUUGGUUCUGAUCUUAGGAAAAAGAUCAAAAGAAAGAAAUGCCUUGUCCUAACAGUGCCUUUACAAAUGCUUAACAAAUGCAGUCUUUUAAACUGGUAUGUAUAUAUUUAUAUUGAGAGAAGUGGAAUAUUAUUAUUUAUUGUAAUGACUUAUGUUACUCUAAAGAAGAAAAGAAAAACCUUCCUCUCUUGAGCAGUGACCUGUGGUCAAACAUAGUCAUGCAACAUUUAGUCUGCUGUUUAUGGUUAUUAUUAUUGAUAUUAUAAUUGUUAAUUCAGAUGCUUUUAUUUUGCCCCACUCAGCAAGUCAGACUAUCCUCUUUCGUCCACAUCUUCCUUGACUGUGACCGCAGAGAGAGGAAGUGGCCAGUGCUGAAAAUGGACAGAUGGCCAUAAUGUGAGCCAGACGUUGUAAUAAAAGAAAUCUUGUCACUUGUACUGCUUGUUUAAGUAAUUUCUCAGGUAUAGUGUUGUCCUUUUUCUACAAGUCCAGACCAAUUGCUACCGUAUUUUAAUUCAAUUAGUUCUGGGAAGAUAUGUUUCGGAAAAUAAUCUACUCAUUCAGGGGAACCAGACCAUUUCGAUUACGUGAACCUCCCAAAUUGCGAAACAUGAGAACUGGUGAAAUCAGGUAUGUUUUCACUGUCUCACCUCCAAGUGGAAGUGGAAGCAAUACAGUGUCUUAUGAACAUUUCUCAAAUGUACCUAUAAGUUAUCAACGACUCAUCAAAAGUGCUUCAGUGAUUCAAGGAAUUGGUGUGUAUUUGUCUGACUACAGGUUUGAAUUGUUCUAUUUAAAUAUUUUUUAAAAAUGGGGUAAAAAAAGUUCAGUUGUUUAAAGGUCCUUACUGUAAGGUCAAUAGAUUGUGUCUUGUAUUCUUGUAUCCAAGUGGGAAGAAAGAAGUGUAUUAUUGUUCUUUGAUGUUGCUGUUCAUAUUAUUGUCAUCAUAACUAUAAUUGUUAUUUAUAUUCAAGGGAUAUUUUAGUAGGACUGUUAUUUUGAUUCUUUAAUCCUGUUUGAUAGCUCAACACGUUCUAAACCUCUUGUCAGGGUCCUGUCCCCCCACACUCUCCUCAGAAGUUAGUUGAAGCAUAUUUAACCUGCCACCAAAUAUAUUGCACUGCCACAUACUGCUGUACUGCAAUAUUGUAUGUUUUUUUUCUCUGACAUAUUUUAUGCACACUAAUCAGAAAUGAUCUCAUCUCCUCGUUGGGUUUAAUACCCCCUAGUAUCCAUUUUCUUCUGACACCAAAGCAUCAGCACAAAUAUCUUGCAAUGUUGAAACAGGCUUAAAUUACAUUGGCUGUUAACCAGAUACCAUUUCAAGUCACCACAAAAUCAUGUUAUCGAAUUCUCCCUACAAAGUUAAUCUCAGGAAGACCCAUGGGAUCAUUUGAGCAACAUGUUGAAUUAAUUACCAGGGCAAAAUGUGUGUCCUGCACUGCAAGGUUGACUACUAUUGUUUUACUUAAUAGAAGAACACAUUUGGUAAACUGACCUCUUCUACUGGUUCUGGAGACAAAAGAUUUAUUAACUUGGACACCAAAUCAGAUUCUGUUUUUUUUGUUUGUUUGUUUUUUAACUGGUAGUUUAGAGUAGAGGAGAAUUCUAUCUUGUGAAUUUGAUAUUGUUCCAAUGUCCUGUUGCAGAUGACAGCUCAUUGACAAUUCUGCUCCUGCUACAGUUUGUCAUAGCUGUGACUAUCAAACAAUUCAUUGUCCAUUUCAGCAGACUUUUGAGCAUUUUUAAAUGAAUUUGAGUUUUUUCCCCCCAGUGUUUUUGUUCAACACCAGAAAUCUGUAUUUCAAGAGUGAUUUUGUCACCCUGUGUGCUUUUUCAUAAAAUUGUCUAUACCCUUCCCUUUUAAAGAACUGAAAAAGUUCUUUGGUGAACACUUUGAUAAUAAAAACAGAACAUUUAUUGAAA
Messenger RNA from Alosa sapidissima (American shad), 10167 nucleotides. RefSeq names its product protein strawberry notch homolog 2-like. Gene Ontology annotation, cellular component: nucleus. Lineage: Eukaryota; Metazoa; Chordata; Actinopteri; Clupeiformes; Clupeidae. Gene Ontology annotation, biological process: regulation of DNA-templated transcription. The transcript has 32 exons. The record is from RefSeq and is a predicted model, not a curated record. Gene Ontology annotation, molecular function: histone binding; chromatin DNA binding. The coding region runs from base 2044 to 7494 and encodes 1816 amino acids.